CGGACACCUCUGUAUGGUGUCAUUACCCAUCAUUCCUUUCGGCCUGCCUUUUCCUCCAUCUUUCUGGACUAGGAGCAGGUGAGCUCGCCUGAAGAGGACAACGAUGCCUGGAAGACUGUGGAGCAAGGCCAUCUUCACCGGCUACAAGCGCGGUUUGAGGAACCAGCGUGAGCACACGGCGCUGCUGAAGCUAGAAGGCUGCUACAGCAAAGACGAGGUGGACUUCUACCUGGGGAAGCGCUGCGCUUACGUCUACAAGGCCAAGAAGAACACGGUGACACCCGGUGGGAAACCCAACAGGACCAGAGUGAUCUGGGGGAAGGUAACCCGGGCCCACGGCAGCAGCGGGAUGGUCCGAGCCAAGUUCAGCAGCAAUCUGCCGGCCAAAGCGAUCGGACACAGAAUCCGUGUGAUGCUGUAUCCAUCUCGGAUCUGAUGGGGUUGGAUCAUCUGGAUGUUUGUACAGAAACAAUAAACAGAUUAAAAAUCA
Molecule: messenger RNA, 490 nt
Organism: Nothobranchius furzeri (turquoise killifish)
Lineage: Eukaryota; Metazoa; Chordata; Actinopteri; Cyprinodontiformes; Nothobranchiidae
Gene: rpl35a
Product: ribosomal protein L35a
Biological process (GO): cytoplasmic translation; ribosomal large subunit biogenesis
Cellular component (GO): cytosolic large ribosomal subunit; ribosome
Molecular function (GO): structural constituent of ribosome
Source: RefSeq, a predicted model, not a curated record